UCCACUUCCCGAACGAAGGUCUGCCUGGAGCAGGGGCUUCCGAGCGUUGAGUUCUGAGCCUUCACCUACUUGGAGACCCUUGUGGUGAGGAAGUACCCUGUUCCCCGCCUCCGAUCCACCUGCGGGAAGGAUGGGCUGAGCGUAGUCCUCCCUCCCUGCGCGGGAGUACCCCCUCUAUACGAACCCCUCCCCCUACAAACAAUGCCACGGUGUAGAGAUCAGCUCCUGCCAUCUCCCACUCGAGGUCUUGUUUGUGACUUGGGACGGCGUUGGAGCACUGAUAACCUCCUCCGCCCGGUGAGGGAGGACGGAAAACUGUGGCAGACCUCAUCGCUGGGUGGACUCUGUUCCCGCAGGAGGAUGACUCUGGAGGAGGCUGGGAGGCUGCCCCAAGUACUGGCCCGGGUCGGGGCCUCCCAUGGUAUAACCGACCUGACCUGCAAGCUCCGCUUCUAUGACGACUGGGCUCCGGAGUAUGACCAGGAUGUGGCUGCUUUGAAGUACCAAGCCCCGCACCUUGCUGUGGAUUGUCUCAGUAGAGCCCUUCGGGGCACACCCCAUGAUGCCCUGGUCUUGGAUGUAGCUUGUGGUACUGGCCUGGUAGCUGUGGAGCUGCAGGCUCGGGGCUUUCUCCAGGUGCAGGGGGUGGAUGGAAGCCCAGAAAUGCUGAAGCAGGCGCGUGCACGUGGCCUGUACCACCACCUUAGCCUCUGUACCCUGGGCCAGGAGCCGCUGCCCAACCCUGAAGGGACCUUUGACGCGGUGAUCAUUGUGGGAGCCCUCAGUGAGGGACAGGUGCCCUGCAGUGCCAUACCUGAGCUCUUAAGAGUCACGAAGCCAGGUGGACUCGUUUGUCUGACUACCAGGACCAACACAUCCAACCUUCCAUACAAGGAGGCGCUGGAAGCAACCUUAGACUCCCUGGAGCAGGCUGGAGCGUGGGAACGCCUGGUGACCCAGCCUGUGGACCACUGGGAGCUAGCAACUUCAGAACAAGAGACAGGGCUGGGAGCCUGUGCCAACGAUGGCUUCAUCUCUGGCAUCAUCUACCUUUACCGAAAGCAGGGGACAAGAUGAGAGGGGGAGGCUCAGUAUCCAGCCCCUAGUUGACCACUGAUCCUCUAUGUAUGGUCUUAGCCAAGUGUGUUUUCUUGGCCUUUCCUGCUCUGUCUGUAAAAUGGGUCCAUCUUCCCAACCACACCCAUUAGGAGUACUCCAAAGAGACUGAAAACACUCCUCUAGUUUCUUUGAACCCAGAAUUCAAGGCCACAGGGCUGGAGCGAUCAUUAAGAGCGCUUGCUCCGUAAAGUGUGAAAAACUGAGCUGCCGUCCUCAGCAUCCACAUAAAAAUCACGUGUUACAAGCAUGCCUGUGUGUUAAACCACCACUGGGAGAUGGGUGGAUCCCUCAGCAGGUAACUACACCAAACCAGUCAGUUUUCCACUCAGUGAGGCAUCCUGUCUUAAAGUAAUAAGGCAGACAGCUAAGAGUGACAGAGAGUGACAAAGAGGGUGACCCCCAGCAUCUUGCCUGCACAUGUGCCAGAUACAGAAAAAAUAAAAAUAAAACAACAGAG
Mastomys coucha (southern multimammate mouse) is the source of this 1576-nucleotide messenger RNA. It is a transcript of the gene Mettl27, whose product is annotated as methyltransferase like 27. The record is from RefSeq and is a predicted model, not a curated record. The transcript has 5 exons. Bases 202 to 1077 code for a protein of 291 amino acids. NCBI's taxonomy places the organism in Eukaryota, Metazoa, Chordata, Mammalia, Rodentia, Muridae. Gene Ontology annotation, molecular function: S-adenosylmethionine-dependent methyltransferase activity.